CAACAGAUAAUGAUAAGUCAAAGAUUCUUGAUAAGUUUGUUCAUAGCAUUAUUGUUAUUUUAGAUUGUUGAUUGCAAGAAAUCAAGUGGAACAAAAAGUGGAACCAGUGGAUGUAUUAAAUUGAAUUUUAAAAUAUAGCAUCAUCUACAAAACCAUCAACAUCAUCUUCAAAUGGUAAAAAUAAAGUAUAUGCUGGAGAAUCAGAAGUUAGUCCAUUAGUUGAAUUCUUAGCUGGAAUAAUAUUAUUCUUUAUAUCGUUUCCUAUAUUAUGGUUAAAUGAAUACAAGUAUUAAUGGAUAAUUAAUAAAGAGCUGCUGAAAAUGAAAUCAAUUUAGAAAGAGCAGAAAAAGAAUGUACAUCUACUAAUUGUUUAGAAGUAAAUCCUAAUUUAGAAAAAAGAUUAAUUCAUAUAAAUGGUUAAACAAAAACUGAAAAUAUUUUAAAAGAUAAACGAUUUGGAAUUGAGGUUGAUAAUUGUUUGGUUCUAAAACGAAGAGUCGAAACAUAUUAAUGGAUUAGAAAAGAAGAAACAGAAGGAGUGGGUAAAGAUAAAAAAAUCAAAGUAUUUUUUGUAACAGAAUGGUCUGCAAUUCCUUAAGAAAGUUAUGAAAAUUUUGAAAAUGAUGAUAAAGAUUGGACUAUUAAGAAAAAAACUAAAUAUGCUAAAGAAGCUUAUUUAGGUGCUUAUAAGCUUACUAAAUUUUAAUUGAAAUAAGCUAAAGAUUUUAAAGUUAUUACACCAAAAUAAGAAUUUGUUAGUAUUUGUUAAUAAUCAUUUCCAUAAAGAACUUAAGAACAUAUGUAAUACAUAUAUUAAUUAUCAAAUCUAGUAAAAUAUAAGAUGAUUACAUUUAUUUUAAUAAGAUAGAUGGCAAUUUUACAGUUGGUGAUCAAAGAAUUCGUUUUUAAAUGAUUAAGUGUGGAGAUGCCACAGUUGUUUCUCAAUAAAAAGGGAAUUCUUUUGAACCAUACUCAUUAUAUGUAAAAAAUAAUUAAUUGCUUAAUGAUUAUGAUCAUAAAGAUAGUGAUCAUUCUAUAUAUGUUGGUGAAGAUUUAUCUUAAAUAUUAAAAGAUAAAGCUGAUGAAAAUGGAAUUAAAAAGUAACUUAAACAUUUGUUAGAACCUAUUAAAUAUAUUGAUUGGUUUUUAGAAAAGAUCUUAACAAUUCAUGAAGUAUUUGAUCAUAAACUCAAAGAAUCACGCAAAUUAACAUUGGCUAUUAGAUUCUUAGGUUUUCUAUUGAUGGUAUUUAUAAUUUUAUAAUUUUUUAGUUUUUUGGCUUAAUGUUUUUCUUUUCGCCAAUUGUUUAUGUCAUUUCAUGGUUUCCAUUUUUGGGUCGUUUUAUGGCUGAAUUGUCUACAUUUUUAUUUGCUCUUGUUAGUGCUAUGAUAUCUAUACCAUUAACUUUAAUUACAAUAGCUUUAGCUUGGCUUAGAUUUCAUCCAAAAAGAGCUCUUGUUAUUUUUGGAAUAGCUUUUAUGAUUGGUUUUACUGUAUGGGUAAUAAUAUCAAAGAAAGGAUCCAGAUAAUAUUAAGAAGAAUAUGAUAAUUAUUGA
Paramecium sonneborni is the source of this 1556-nucleotide messenger RNA. The record is from the annotation of a GenBank genome assembly. NCBI's taxonomy places the organism in Eukaryota, Ciliophora, Oligohymenophorea, Peniculida, Parameciidae.